GACGAGAUGUCAUUUUAUGACAUAGAAAAUUGCUCUACCGGCAUUUUGAACUGCUUUAAUUGAAAACAACUGUUCAAACGAACCGAUUCGCGAAACUGACAAGUUGAUUCCGGUUGAUUCAGUUGUGAGCAUUAGCAGUCGUGCGUGUUUUAGUUUGCCAUCUAGCGUUUUGGAGGUUAUUACAGAUGUUUGGCAGUAUCUCUGCUGCUGCCAUUGGUCGGGUCUCCAAUGAACAAGCAAAUUUGUCACAACCGGCAUCAAAAUAUCCUUAGUCACUCUGUGACAAAGCUGCCUUUGAAUGCUGCGUCGGACCUGUUCAAUAUUUUCUUAAAAUAAUUUAAACUCAACACGAAUGCGUCCCUUGUGUGAAUGUUUAAUGCGAUGAUGGGAAUUUGAGCCAGCAAAACAGCGAAGUCUUGUUUUUCUAGUUCGGACGGAGUGAGCAAAACUAAGUUUCAGUUUGCUAGCAGUAGCAUUGGGUUUUUGUUAGUAAACACACGUUUGUCUAAAGUCGUCGCGAUGGCUGAUGGAAGUUCUUACAACGUAAAUUUGUACAUUUAUGACCUGUCAAAAGGACUGGCCCGUCAGCUGAGUCCCAUGAUGUUAGGAAAGCAAGUUGAAGGAAUAUGGCACACAUCAAUAGUGGCUUAUGGGGAAGAGUUUUUCUUUGGAGGAGGAGGCAUCACAAGCUGCUAUCCGGGUGGUACUAUUCUAGGCGUGCCCGAUUCCACAGUGAACCUUGGAGACACCGAAGUUCCCCGGGACCUCUUUCUGGAAUAUCUGUCUUCUCUCAGGGAGUCUACUUACAGGCCUGAAAAAUACCACCUUUUUGAACACAACUGCAACACCUUCAGUGCUGAGAUUUCACAGUUUUUAACAGGAUCAAAGAUUCCCUCAUACAUCACUGACCUCCCGUCUGAGGUGCUCGCUACACCUUUUGGACAAGCGCUCCGUCCUUUUCUAGAUUCCGUCACUAUCACUCCAUUGGGGAACAAUGGCAUGAAUGGAUAUGGCCAGAGGUAGAUUGGGCUGCAUCUAGGAAUGUAUUAUUACAACAUUUAUAAAGAGUCACAUAGUGCCUUUUCAGAUAAAUAGAAUCGUGUAGACAAAAAUAGCUCUUAUAUAACAGCAGGUCUUCCAGUUUUUCUGCUCAGUGCCUUUUCAUAAUGUGACUACUUUUCAGUCUAUUGAACUUUUUAACAUUUCCUUCAGUGAUCUUUGAUGCAUACAGAUGCACCUAUUAGUCUGUAUAGUUGACUUUUCAGUACAGCAUUUACAGCUCUGAUGGCAACAAAACCAAACCAAAAAUAUAUAUCUAUAUUUUAUUAAACUACAAGUAAUAUAUAAAUAGAUUUAAUGUGCCAAAGCAAAUUCUAGUAGGAUUCCCCUCAUCGGUCUGCAGGUGUCUCUGUCCUACCUCAACAACAUCUGCAACUUCAGAAGCUUUGAGAGCAAUAAAUGAUGAGAAUAAGGUCACUGAUUUUUAAAAAAUAUGCUAUUUUGAUUGAUGUUGAAUGUAUAGAAAAUUAGACAAUUCAUUCGUCUUUACUGUUAAUAGAGGUCAUAAUGUGCACUACUCAUUUCCAGUCAGUCCCUCCAUACAUGUUUAAUCAGUCACUUCCUUUGUACUUUGCUGAUUAUUGAUUCUUUGUUUUGUAAAUCUAAACCUUCCCAAUCCUAGAAUGCCUUGAAAAUAUACAAUAUACACUCAAGAUGGUUUAAAGAGAUCAGUGUUAUAGGAAACACAAUAAGUGUGACAAACCUAAUGAGUGUUUUUAAAAUGUGCAAGUAUGACCAGCAAUGGAUGUUGUAUUUCUCAAGUUUUUGACUCCUGUCAUUUUUAAAAAAAAUGUUACUCUGGUUGUAAAUGGUCAAACUCUCCUAAGUCCAUAGAAUCGGUGUAAUCAUAAACGCAUUACAGCGCCAUUAGUAAUUUAAGCUAAAAAAUAACAUAAUUUUAGAUUAAUUUCUAACUUGAUAUUUUAUAUAUGGUAAACAUUCAUUAUUCAUAGUAAAAUAUGAUUUAUUUCAUUUAGUUCAGGUUGUGCUGUCUGACGUAUCUGUGUUCCUGUUGUUCUGUAAAUAUAUAUGAGCUCUUUAUUCCUUUCUGCCUCAAAACCGCAUUUAUGUAUUUAUGAGUUUAAUAUCAUUGUGUCCCUGUUUGAAAAACAUUAAAGACAAUAUGAAACUAU
Molecule: messenger RNA, 2192 nt
Organism: Pimephales promelas (fathead minnow)
Lineage: Eukaryota; Metazoa; Chordata; Actinopteri; Cypriniformes; Leuciscidae
Gene: desi1b
Product: desumoylating isopeptidase 1b
Biological process (GO): protein modification by small protein removal
Molecular function (GO): peptidase activity
Source: RefSeq, a predicted model, not a curated record